UCAGAAACCACCAACCAACCGCGCUGGUUUAUGUCUCGACUUUGUUUGACAGUUUAGGAGUCCAGCAAGCCGGCGUACUCGUGUAAAGGUGGAGCGUCUUAGCUGAUAAUAAUAUAUUAUCUCUGGACAUAGCUGGACCAGCAUGGCGUCUCAGUCGGACGAUCAGGACCAGAAUCGGCGCUUCUGUGUGUUGUCAUGGGAGCAGGUGCAGCGGUUGGACUCGAUCCUCCGGGAGAGCGUGCCUAUCCACGGCCGGGGAAACUUCCCCACGCUGUCCAUCUCCCUGCGCCAGAUAGUGCAGGUGGUAAGGGCCAGGCUAGAAGAGCGAGGUGUGGCAGUCCGUGACGUGAAGCUUAAUGGUUCAGCAGCGAGUCAUGUGCUCCACCAGGACACAGGCUUAGGCUAUAAAGACCUGGACCUGAUAUUUGGCCUUAGUCUCAGCGAUGACAGAAUUUUUGGUGUGGUAAAGGAUGUGGUGCUUGCCAGCCUCCUGGAUUUUUUGCCGUCUGGAGUUAACCUGGAGCGUCUUAGCCCCCUUGCCCUCAAAGAGGCAUACGUGCAGAAGCUGGUAAAGGUGCGCACUGAAACAGACUGCUGGAGUCUCAUCUCUUUGUCUAACAACACAGGAAAGAACGUAGAGCUGAAAUUUGUUGACACGCUACGCCGCCAGUUUGAGUUCAGCGUGGACUCUUUUCAGAUCUGUCUUGACUCUUUGCUGCUGUUUGACCGUUGCUCUCAGACACCCAUGUCACAGAGUUUUCAUCCCACCGUGCUUGGCGAAAGCAUGUACGGUGACUUUGAGGAGGCACUUGAACACCUUCGCUCCAAGACUAUCGCCACACGCAGCCCUGAGGAAAUCCGCGGCGGUGGAUUGCUCAAAUACUGCCACCUGCUGGUGCGUAGGUUUCGGCCAGUAUCAAAAAAUCACAUGAAAACUCUUCAGCGCUACAUGUGCUCUCGCUUUUUUAUCGACUUCCCAAUAGUCUCAGAGCAGCGCCGGAAACUUGAGGCCUACCUGCAGAACCACUUUGUUGGCAUGGAGCACAAGCGUUAUGAGUACCUGGUGACACUGUGGCACGUUGUGCAUGAGAGCACCGUGUGCCUGAUGGGCCAUGAGCGCCGCCAGACCCUGGCACUUAUUUCAGCACUGGCGCUGCGUACACUGGCUGAACAGAACGCCAUCCAUAACGUUACCUGCUACUACCAGCCAGCGCCAUAUGUGCACGAUGGGAACUUUAGCAACUACUACGUGGCACAUGUGAACCCAACUGUACAUGUUUAUCAUACAUGGCUUCCAUGCAGCUAGAUAUAGUCAAAGAUGAAAACAUUCUGAAAAUUUCAAGAGCAGAGCAGAACACUUUUCAAAUAAAAUAAGGGAAGAGAA
Trichomycterus rosablanca is the source of this 1384-nucleotide messenger RNA. It is a transcript of the gene tent5bb, whose product is annotated as terminal nucleotidyltransferase 5Bb. NCBI's taxonomy places the organism in Eukaryota, Metazoa, Chordata, Actinopteri, Siluriformes, Trichomycteridae. The transcript is spliced from 2 exons. Gene Ontology annotation, molecular function: poly(A) RNA polymerase activity; RNA binding. The record is from RefSeq and is a predicted model, not a curated record. Gene Ontology annotation, biological process: mRNA stabilization. Bases 143 to 1306 code for a protein of 387 amino acids.